This is a messenger RNA of Chaetomium strumarium, 1410 nucleotides long. Its product is annotated as erythromycin esterase-domain-containing protein. The record is from RefSeq and is a predicted model, not a curated record. The coding region runs from base 1 to 1410 and encodes 469 amino acids. NCBI's taxonomy places the organism in Eukaryota, Fungi, Ascomycota, Sordariomycetes, Sordariales, Chaetomiaceae. Gene Ontology annotation, biological process: response to antibiotic. The transcript has 2 exons.
AUGUCUGCCCCUGACCAAGACGGUCGCACCGUCGCCCUCCUCCGCGAGCACCUGACCCCGAUACCGCCCCUCUCCGAAUCCACAUCCACCCUGACGAGCUUCUUCUCCUCCUUCGGUACCAACCCGGACGACCCCAAAGUCAUCCUCCUCGGCGACGCCUCCCACGGCACGUCCGAGUUCUACGCCGCGCGCGCCGAGCUGACCAAAUACCUGAUCGAGCACCACGGCGUGAACGUGGUGGCCGUCGAGGCCGACUGGCCCGACGCCGAGGCGGUCGACCGCUACGUGCGGCACCGCCCGGGGCCCGGCCCGCGCGCCGACAUCGGCCCGGAGGCCGAGACGCGCAAGCACGGGCGGGAGCCGGCCUUCAUGCGGUUCCCGACGUGGAUGUGGCGGAACCAGGAGGUGCAGCACUUCACCGAGUGGCUGAGGGCGUGGAAUCGGGGGAAGGAUCCCAAGGCGCCCGAGGCGGUCGGGUUUUAUGGUUUGGAUCUGUAUUCGCUGGGCGCGUCGAUGAAGGCUGUGGUUGACUACCUGGACACGGUGGAUAAGGAGAUGGCCGACAAGGCGCGGGAGCGGUACAGUCGCAUGAUGGCGUGGGCCGAGGAUCCGCAUGAGUAUGGCCUGGAGGCGCUGGCGAGCGGGUUCAAGGGGUGUGAGAAGGACGUGGUGAGGAUGCUGAGGGAUCUCUUGGCCAAGAGGCUAGAGUAUGCUGUUGUGAGCGGGGACGGGGAGGAAUUCCAUAGUGGAGAGCAAAAUGCGCGGUUGGUGAGAGACGCGGAACGGUACUAUAAGGCCAUGUACUACGGCCGGGACGAGUCCUGGAAUCUGCGGGACACCCACAUGUUUGAGACGCUAGUGCGCGUACUCAAGCAUCGCGGCAAGAAUGGGCCAGUCAAGGCGGUGGUGUGGGCUCACAACAGUCACGUUGGCGAUGCCCGCGCCACGAGCAUGGGCUGGGCUCGCGAGGAGCUCAAUAUCGGACAGUUGAGCAAAGAGACGUUCGGUAAGCAGGCACUCAACAUCGGGUGCAGCGGCAACACGGGAACGGUUGCGGCGGCUCGGCGGUGGGAUGGCGACAUGCAGGUGAUGCGAGUGAAUCCCGGCCUUCCCGGCAGCUAUGAGGACUUGAUGCACAAGACAGGAGUCAGGAGCUUUGUCCUUGACCUCAGGGAAGGCUGCUGCAACGAGGAGCUGAGAAAGGCACUCAUGAAGAAGCGGCUGGAGCGCUUCAUUGGGGUCAUCUAUGCUCCACACACCGAAAGGCAGUCGCAUUAUUCUUCGGCAGUGCUGCCGGAGCAGUUUGAUGGCUUCAUUUGGUUUGAUGAAACCAGACAUGUCGGCGCGCUUGAAGUCCAUCAGCCUCAUGUACCGCUCGAGUACGACGAGACGUGGCCGUUUGGGCUCUGA